CCCGGUUGUAUUUGGCUUUGAAACCCCAAAGACAGAAAUAGCACACGCUUCCGUUGCCAACGCCACGGGCGGGUUGCGGGGCGCUUCGCCUGGUUGUUUGGUUUUUUUCUUUCUCGGCGGGCGCUUCGGCUUCCUUCCUGCUGGCUGUCUGUCUGUCUGGCCUGGUUCCUGUUGGUCUCUCUGUCGUGUGUGUGUGUGUGUGGGUCCGUAGUCAUGAUGUCGUGUGUGCGCGGCCUGUGUGUGCUGCUGGCGGCGUGUGCGGCCCUGCUGGCGUGGUUUGGCGAGGCCGCCCCGGCCCUCAAAGGCGGCACGGACUCCGAGGGGAAGGACAAGCUGAAGCCGUUGGCAAUCCCAGACGCUUGCGUGAGCGCCGGGGUGACAUGUCCCACGGACACGGAAGUAGAGUCUGGCCCCUUCAACAGCCAGCAGACGGUGCGGCGGGGCAAUUGCCGUGUGUUCGACGACGCCAGGCUCAAUGGCGGCCUGCGAGUGUUGGGUACGGACUCGAUAGCUAUCAUCCUGAACAGCGUGGUCAGCAACAGCAUCGAGGCCGACAACGGCGCUGGCAGGAUCUGUAUCGUGGACACCUCAGGUGGGAGGGAGGGAGGGAGGGAGGUUUGGCUGCCUGGGUGCGACAUCCGUGUGUGUGUGUGUGUGUUAUUUGUGUGUUCCAGUUUCUGGGAGCGUGCUUUUCAAAGAGGGCGGCGAACUCGUUGUGUCAGGCGGCAUCCUCGGAAGUGAGCUGUCUGGCUGGGGCUGGCUGGUCUUCUGUGGGUGGGGUCACUGUCGUGCAUCGCUUCCCUCUGUCCAUCAGCCAUCAGCAUAGAGGGCGGUGACGGCUCGGUGACCAUCGGCGACGGCAGCAUCAUCAAGGACGUCGAGCUCAAGGGCCCUGCUGAGAUCCCGUUGUUGAUCAGCGACACCACCGGGCCUGUGGACGGUGGCACAACAACGGGGUUCACUCUCAAGAUAGAGCUCAUUGCCGGUGAGAAGACCAUCACCUCCAGCACUGUAGACGGUGUUGAAAUCAAGGAGGGUCUGGAGACCUCAGCAUUACGAAGCCGAGAGGGUCCGAAGGCUUCGAUUUCUUGGUUGACAAUCUCGACGGUAAGGCGUCAGUCGACGGCUGUGCACCGACUUGACUCGACUUGAUUCGAUUCGAUUUGUGUGUGCAGGAAGUGUCACAGUGGAAGGAACUGACACCAGUGCUGCUCCCCUGAGCGACAUCAACAUCUCGGGAGACGACAUCAAAGGCGUCACACUGACUAAGGUCGGUGUGGACAGCGACGUCUCCAUCAGCGGCGUGUCGGCAUCCGUCACGAUCACGGCCUUGGGGGGCGAGGGCGACAUCAAGCUCGAGGAGAUCAGCGGACCUAUCACCCAUCACGGAUGUGCAGGGAGGCGGCGAGACGUUCGAGAUCACCAAGAGCGAUGGGUCGACGAUCGAAAUCCGCCAAGUCACGGAUGUCAGCCUCGCCAUCAGCGAGAGCGGACCCGUGACUGUGCAGGACAGCACCCUCAUCGCUGGUGGGUGGGUGGCUGGCGGACAUGACAUGCAUCCCCUGUGCGUGUAUUUAUGUGUGUCUGGUGCAGGGGACUUCAGCAAGCAGGGUGCGGGCGUCAUUCUCGAGAGUGUCAACUUCAUUGAGGAGCUCAAGUGUGAUUCCGAAAGCGAUGUGACGUGCACCGACGUCACAUUUACGCCGCCGCCGGGGGAGACGGCCACAUCGGACUGCGCCGUUGGUGGCCCCGCCUGCGCCGCGUAGACACACCAAGACACAAGCAGAGAGAGAG
Molecule: messenger RNA, 1794 nt
Organism: Vitrella brassicaformis
Lineage: Eukaryota; Vitrellaceae
Source: the annotation of a GenBank genome assembly